AACAGCCCCUACCACAGGGCUCCCAAUCACUAAAUAUCUCUCUCUCAACCCCUCAUAACAUCAAUAUGGCUUCUUCUUGGUGCGUUUGGCUUGCCCUGAUUGUCAUCCAGUUUGGGUUUGGUGCUUAUGGAGUCGUCGUUUCUAAGUUUGCAGUCAAAAACAAGGCAGACCCCUUGGUAUUUAGCUUGAUUCGGGACGCCGGGGCUUUUCCUGUACUUCUUAUAGCAGCCGUGAUAUCGGAGAAAAGACUACAACUUCCACAAUUACGAGAGCUCCCAAUGUUUGCUCUCUUAGGUCUAACUGGAAUGUUUGGGAACCAGUUACUCUACAUUCUUGGCGUCUAUUACACAAAUGCCAACAUUGCGUCGAUAUUCCAGCCAGCUAUACCUGUGUGGACAGCUCUUUUUGCCAUUAUCACCAGAAUAGAACCUUUUCCACAGUUACGAAAACUCCAUGGUUGGGCAAAGAUUUUGGGGAUCCUGCUAGCAGCAGCCGGCGCAUCAACCAUGGUUGUCGACAAGGUUAAAUCUGGUAAUGGCAAACUUCCUGAAGGCUAUGCUUUAGGCUAUGUCUUCCUUAUAGGAAAUACUUUGUCAAUGGCUGUUUAUGUUCUUCUCCAGAAGAAAUUUAUUUUCAACAAGGAGGAAAAUGCAUGGAAAACGAAGCCCAUUACUGUUACAGCAUGGAGUUAUCUUUUCGGGACAAUUUGCAUGGGGUUGGCGUCACUGUAUUACGUGAACAAACCAGAGAAAUUUACACACUUUCCCUCAGAGGAGAUAUAUCCUAUUGUCUAUGCUAUUUUUAUAGCAUCGGCACUCUGCUAUCUAUUGAUUACUUGGUGUAAUAUGCAGAUAUCUGCAAGUAUUGUUACAGCAACAUGGCCACUACAAGUGCUAUUCUGUGCUGUCUUGGCAUAUUUUGUCUUGGAUGAGCAUCUGGUGACUUUGGAGUACAUUGGAGCAGCACAGAUUAUUUUGGGUCUGUUCGCAGUUGUUUGGUCAAAUUAUGAGGAAGAGAAAGAGAGAAGAGAAGACGAAGUUGUGACUUAUGAGUAUGUUAGGAUAGCUGAUGAUGAACGAGGGUUUGUCCCCGAGUUGCCAUCCAAAUCUCAAAAGAUCAAUUGAGAGACCCAUUUGAUCCCAUCAUGCUUUGCUUCCACAAGAGAAGUGCUGUCCUAUAGCUAUGAGAUGAAGAUUUGGAACUGAGUCACCAUCCAAAUCCCAAAAGAUCAACUGAGAGACCCACUAGAUCCCAUGAUGCUCCGCUCUCUCACAAAAAAAAUUCAUUCAAUAUCCUCCACCCAAUAUAGACAUUUACGUUACAUGGAAAUAGCUUCUUAGAUAGCAUGUGAGGAGUGCUGGUCAAAAGUUGAAUUGUCAAGACAUUUUGAGAGAUCAAUGCAUUCAGAAAAUCAUAAGGUGGUUUAAAUCCCUGAUGAGUUUUUGACCAAAUCAAAUAAAUUUAUUAGAAGUUUGUUAGACAGACUUUCUACUGACAUUUUCAAAUAAUGUAUCUAACAGACUAAUCGUAGAGGACAUUAAAGUGCUGGCACACAUUAAAAACUAAACAUCAA
Messenger RNA from Actinia tenebrosa (Australian red waratah sea anemone), 1573 nucleotides. RefSeq lists its product as uncharacterized. The record is from RefSeq and is a predicted model, not a curated record. Gene Ontology annotation, cellular component: membrane. Gene Ontology annotation, molecular function: transmembrane transporter activity. Lineage: Eukaryota; Metazoa; Cnidaria; Anthozoa; Actiniaria; Actiniidae.